Fonticula alba is the source of this 893-nucleotide messenger RNA. RefSeq lists its product as hypothetical. Gene Ontology annotation, molecular function: nuclear export signal receptor activity. The transcript is spliced from 3 exons. NCBI's taxonomy places the organism in Eukaryota, Rotosphaerida, Fonticulaceae. Gene Ontology annotation, cellular component: nuclear pore; cytoplasm. Gene Ontology annotation, biological process: protein export from nucleus. The coding region runs from base 150 to 761 and encodes 203 amino acids. The record is from RefSeq and is a predicted model, not a curated record.
GCUGACUCCGCCGGAUUGGUCGUCUCCUUGGCCCCGGCCUGGGCCCGCCGCCAGGUGGCUCGGACGCCACCAACGACCCGAACCACCUGUCCGUGUCGUCGGUCAUCUACAUCGGCCUGGAGCUGCUGCUGCCGCUCAUCAGCGAGGCCAUGCUCCAGUAUCCCAACCUGUCGGAGCAGUUCUUCACCCUGGUUUCCUUCAUGUUCGAGACGUACACCGACAAGCUGGUGUGCCUGUCGCCGGAGCUCUUCCGUGCGCUGAUCGGCACCCUGGACUUCGGCCUGAAGUCCUUCGUUGAUGAAAAUGUCCGCCUCGCUCUGGCAGCCAUCUACGGCAUGGCCAGCUUCCUGUUCAAUGCGCGGGAGGUGGCCCAGGCCAGUCCGGAGCACGGCCCAGAGGUCCAGGCCCAGCUGGCCCUGCUCGGGCCCAUCGUGGACACUCUGCUGCUGGAGCAGCUCAAUCGCCUGGUCUUCGGCAACCACGUCGGCUCGACUUCCCUGAUGGAGAACGCCUCGGAGACGCUCUUUGUGUCGAUCUGCUCGCAGCAGGCCUCCCUCAACCAGGUGUUCAGCCAGUUCGUGUCCCGGUACAACGACAACCCCAAGAUUCGGGACCGGCUGUCGGAGGAGCUCGUGCAGCUGGUCCGCGGCUCUGGCCCCCAGCCGCUGACCCUCAUCCCCAACCGACUGAACACCACGGCCUUCCGCGCCAACCUCGAGGCCUUCCUCAUCCACACGCGCGGCUUCCUGCGCGUGAUGUAAGCACAGCUGCUGGGCCUGUCGGCUCGGAUAGGGGGCUCAACUGCCGCCCGCUGCCGCCCCUCCCCCGCUGUCUCUCUCCCUCCCUCGGGCCACUGUUGCCCACUUUCGUCUCACGAAUAUAGAUCUUCCUCU